Messenger RNA from Cygnus olor (mute swan), 5351 nucleotides. RefSeq names its product protein phosphatase 1 regulatory subunit 36 (gene PPP1R36). The transcript has 11 exons. Gene Ontology annotation, molecular function: phosphatase binding. Gene Ontology annotation, biological process: negative regulation of phosphatase activity. The record is from RefSeq and is a predicted model, not a curated record. The coding region runs from base 3025 to 4368 and encodes 447 amino acids. NCBI's taxonomy places the organism in Eukaryota, Metazoa, Chordata, Aves, Anseriformes, Anatidae.
AUUUUCUGGGUGUGAUAUCUGAAUUAAACAUUAGAUAUACCUAAGGAAUGGUUACAUAUGCGUACUGUUGAGUGUUUGCAGCUACUGAGACGCGCAUGGACACAAACACCACAAGAAACAACAUUAAAAGAAGGGCUAUUAAGGCUGCAAAGUCAGUUGCUCAGAAAGCAUGAAGUGCUGGAAUUAUGACCAUCUGAGCAAUCCUAUUUCUUGCUUUCUUUCUGCUUAUGUAUCAUAACCCAGUUUUUAAUUACAUGGUAACAUUUAUUUAUGUUUUUCUAUAGGGCACCUCAGUCAGUGCUCAGGACGGGCAGCAUAGGCUCUGUAAGAAAGUAAUAUUUCCCAGUUCAAUGCACACCUUUUUUACCAUAUGUUGGCCAGCCCCACCUCUGAAGGAGUGUCCUGUGAAGCUCAUCGCCAUCACAUGAGUGCUUCAUGACAGUUUUCACCCCUGAGAUGUGACACGGGAUAAAAUAAAGCUAUAAAAGCAGAACACCUUUUUCCUAUUAUGGGCUCUUCCACUGGAAAUGCCAAGGCACUCAGCUCAGUACAUUUUUUGUAGGUUUAAGUACAGUUCCCAUUGGCUUUGGUCACAGCUGUGGAUACUCAGUCCUGCCAAGGCCCUUUGCUCAGAAAGAAAAGAGCAUGCAAAUAAUGGUCAUUAGCUUUAAAUGCGGGUUGAAGUGAUUUGCCUGGAAUUUUGUGACUGAAGCCCAUAUUGAAAUCAGUUUCCCACAUAGCCUUCAACUGCUUCAACCAUUACACCUUAAUUUCACUUCUUGUAAUCUUCUGGCUCACUCACUUUAUAGCUUCCAACUUUUGCAACAGCCGAAGCAGGGAUCCAGCAGACACUAAUCUCCUUUGCAACACGAUGCCAGGCUUUUAAUUUUUUUUUAGACUGAUAUCCAUUUGGGCCAUCAGCAUGGGUGGGAUGUUUGGUGCUCAGCUCUGCAUUAAGUAGCUGCAGUGAACUGAUCUCCUCCAGUGAGCACUCAAUUAAGUAGAGUGCUGUGUCUGAAUAUGCUAAGUCUCCUGUCCAGGGAACGCCAUCAGUCUCGGGGUCCCCCCAGCACUGUUGUCUGUUCUAGCCUCAUAGCUUGUCCAGAGCCAGUUCUGUCCCACUGCCCACAAAUCCCUUCUGGAUGUCUUCAUCUCCCCUACCUCACCUGUCUGCCUCUCCAAUUCCCAAGCUUUCCUUGCCUGCCUAGCCAGCUCUUUCUUUAGCUGUCAGCCCCAGACUUCCCAUUCAGAGUUGUGCUCCCUGUAGGUAGUUCUCAGUUUUAGUUUAUUCCUGUAUUUCCUCUGGGCUUUUUGUGCCAGUUUGCUCCCAACCCUGGUAAAGCAGUAGUCCUGUCUCCUGAGUACUUGUCCUUUACUUUUGGUGGUUCUUUUGUCAGGACUUGUACUGGAACAGAGGUGGGCUGAUGGUCCCCUGAGGCAGAUGACAGCCCCACUCUAUCAAGCAGUCUGUUGAUGAGCCAUUAAUUCCAUACCUCCCACUGUCCGCUGAUGAGAGCCUAUUUCUGCAGUGCUGUCUGGCUGCCGUGAGUGAGAUCUGAGGUCGCUCUCAAACCUGCUUCUCUCAUCCUCUUAAAUAUGUAACUUGGCUGCCAAGUCAUGGAUAUGUACUUGGCAGCCUGCAAUAGCAACUGGAAACACAACACACACAAUAUGAUUGUCAAAAAAAAAAAAAAAAAAAAUGGGGUGGGGGGGGUGACUGCAGAGAACAGAGUCAGCUGAAUUUUCAGGAUGAUUUGAGAUUCUUGCUUAGCUAUUCAUGGACUAAUUUUGUUAGCAUGGAUAAGCCUUUAAAGAGUACCUACAGGAGAAAAGAUGCAGUGUCUGGACAGCUGUGGCAAUGGGGGGCAGCUAGGGACAGGAAGCAGAUUGUUUCAUGGAAAUUCUCUUCCCUCACAUUGUAUUGUCCCUGUGCUGUUCCAUGUGCUCACGAACAUCUUAGUGCUGCUUUCAGGAGUAUUUUCCAUAGCUAGAAACUAUCACAAAAAAGAAUGAGGCCACCUGUAAGAGCUGAAAGCAUAGGAAAUGUUAUUUCUGUCUUACAGAGCUGACCUGUCUAGAAGUCUUAGGUCAGGUAUUUUCAUUGCUUCCAAGUACAUACUUAGUGUAGCUGUACCGGGAAAAUUUUCAUAGACUGACUGGUUUUCACUUCAUAGCUGAUCUGAUCUACUGAGAGCUGUGCUCCUGCCCCUUUACCUUUAUCUGCAUCUCCUCUGGCCCUCUCUGACUGCACUGAACCAAAGAAAACUUCUCGUUUAUUUUUGCUGGAUUACUUUUUUGACAGUUUAGGGAGCCGCCUUGCUGUGGGGUCUGAGAAGGUAUAGAAUAAACACAAAGAUAAAUGACGGGAAAAGUUAGAUAGGAGCAAGAAUGCCUCUCCCAUCAACAACGAGCUUUUAGGAUGGCUUAGCUGUAACACAAAACCUCACCCUUCUUGGGGACACAAAACCUCACCCUUCUUGGGGACUUGCCUUCUACCAGCAGGAAGUACUUUUGUUGAUAUAACUCAUACCAAUUUUGGGUGCUAGCUAAGCAGUACCAGUUAUACACAAUACUUUUCCACUGUGAAUAUCUAGUAUGAGAGAUUUUCUCCUUGCCCAGCAGUGCUUCAAAGAAUCCCAAAGAUCAAAAACCCUCCCUCAAAACCAUGACCUUAAGCGUCCUGCCUUACCGUAUGGGAAUUAUUUGCAGGGGGAACUCACAAAUCUGGAGCUGCCUGCUUGCACAGGGACUUGAGACAUGUCACUGGAGACUUGUGACUUAGCAGAUACACUUUUAUAUCUUGUAAAGGCCCAAGCUAAAGGAUGUGUAAUGCUCCAGGUGUUGUACAGACAUCCAUGCCCACAACGGGGGAGAAUGGGUGCCAUCCUGUGCCAGUGAUCAGGAGCACCUCUGCAGCUCGCUGCCUUCAAAGGACACUGUAGGCCCAAACGAGCAGCCACUGAGGUGGCACUGCACAGGAAACACUACAUUUCUCUGUUUUGACUGAAAAGUUACCCAGGGAAGAUGCUUGGUGAGAAGGAGCUGAGCAUGUGGACCUUGAGUCCCCGUGCACGGAGCAGGCCGGAGGGCACUUUGUGUGCUGGGAUCUGCAGCUCCCAGGGGACGGCCGGGUGUUACCGGGACGCUGCUGUAAACAGAGCCAGCCUGAGCGCCCCGGCCACAUCCCAGGCAAGCGCCAUGAUCUCGACAAUAAAACUAACUUCAGGUGUGUGGUACUGGAAAGAUGAUACUAAUACACUUGAAUUUGCAAGCUCCAGUCCAACAUCUCAGGAAAACCUUAAGGAAGGAAAAAAUACUUGCUUUCGGGAAAUAUGUGUCAAGACAUUAAAGAGCAUCUUCCAACAUGAAUGCAGCGCAACGCUCCCUGAAAAAAGGCUGGCUGACAAAGAGGAAAAAAUCCAUAAGCUGUCAAAGUGGGUACAACAUGAAUAUGUGACGUUGGAUGAUGUCAAAUAUGUUGCUUUACUUUUGAAAGAAGAAGAAAAAAAGUCAGAGCGCAUGCUACCUUUUGCAGCAGUUAUGGGGAAUAAGAAACUAGAUGAGUUCCUCAUGGCCCUCCUUUUCUACUUAUCUUUUUACCUUGAAAAAAUUGCCCUGGAAAAGGAAACCACAUCCUUGAUCUCGACUAUGAUUUUUCUGGAGAAUAAAGAAAUGGACGAUGUGUUGGCGAAGUUAGCAGUGGCCAGGAUUCACCUUGCCAAAGUUUACAGUAACUUUAUCCUUGGAAGAGGCAUGGCACAGCAGAGCCACUCACCUAGUGGAAAGAGAACAAUAUUACAGAAAGAUCGGGACUUCUUUGAGGGCUUCUACAAAUUCUGCAGCUAUGUGGCUUGGCUUGUGUUCAGACAGAAGCACUUCCAAGUGAUUCGGGAAGAAAUCGGCAGGCUUCUUUGCUCUGACAUGUUCAAUCCCACCUUAAGAGACAGGAGCAAUGUUUUCUUGCAGGAAGCAGGCAAGAGGACUGCAGAUGCAGAUGCAGUGAGAUUGCCAUGUCAGAGACAAGCCCAUGCCAAGCAUCCACCCAUAAACAGCAUGGUUCACCAGCGCUCGCCCAUGCUCAGCACGCUGCUGCCCUUGCCAAAGGAGAGCGCUCAUUACCUCUCCCAGAACCACUACUGUCGGGGCAGGGACCCGCGCCCCUGCUCGUGUGACAACCUGCCGGACUUCUCAGAGCUGUUUGCUACCAAGGUGGGCAUCAUUGGAGCUCACUGUAGUGAGUUAAAUUCCUGUAUGCUCAAGUCUGACGGGGCGAUGGAGGAGGACGAACAAGAACAAGAACAAGAACAUGGAAGACAGAGGAGUUGUUCCUCUGUCCUGACAAAUGGCCUGAAUCUGCCACCUCUGUGAAGCCCCCAAAACAGGCUUAGUAGUGAGAGUGCUGUAUUCUCAAAAGCAAUGGCAGAAGAUGAUUGUAAUCAGAGCAUCUAGCAGAAGUGGUAUCUGCUUUCAUUGAGUGGCAUAAUUUCAUAUUGCUAAGUAAAUAAUUUGGAAAUUGCAGAUUAAAAAGCCAAAAUCAUUUGUCAGAAGUGGGGUAGUUUUGCACACAAGGAUCUGUACUGGGUGACUGAAGAACUGGCCUGUAAUUCCUGGUUCUGUCACUAACUAUUCCUCUUUCAUCUUAGUGCUUUCAUUGCACCAUUUCUGAGAAGACUAUUUUAAUGACUUAUUUUGGGAAGUGCUUUGACACCCGCAGAUGAAUAUGAUUAUUGAUUUUAACGUCAACCCUCUUUUUCUAUAGGGUUAGCAAAGUAAUCAGUAGACAGGACUUGCUAUAGAUGAAAAGCUUCUGGAAUUGUACGUUUAAAGGAAGUUACUCUUGAAUCUUUAAUAUAUAGUUUAAUCCUUUUUUGAUUUCAAUCAUCUCUCAUUUUGUUCUCAGAUAAUGGUAGACUAAUUUAUGGUUCAUUGUGAAAAGAGUAUUGCAAAGUGGAAUGCUGUUUUUUAAGAUAUCUAUUAACUUGCAUUUUUUUUUUAAUUAUAUAAUAUUAUUUUUAUCACUGAUUUUACAUGAUUGGAAAAGCAAAUCUUAGAAGUUCAAAAUCAAAAUAUGCAGCUGGGUUGUCAAUAUCUUGAAGCAUAAUGCAUUCAUGAUAAGAAAUCAUGUAUCACUUUACCUACAAGACUAAAUAUCUGUGCUAAUCAUUAGCAUCAGGAGGAAAAUUUAGGAUGAAAUCCUGGCCUUUGCACAGUCAAUAAGAAUCAAUGAAAAAUAAUGGAUGAUUAAAAAGUGAAAGAAAAGCGGAGAGGUAAUAUUUUCAGCAUUUUUAGAAGUUUGCUGCAUCAGUGAUGGUUUGGAAGUUUUUCAGUGCAAUACAUUUCUGCUAGAUAAA